Molecule: messenger RNA, 372 nt
Organism: Clonostachys rhizophaga
Lineage: Eukaryota; Fungi; Ascomycota; Sordariomycetes; Hypocreales; Bionectriaceae
Source: the annotation of a GenBank genome assembly
AUGCAGAUCCAAGUCCCACCAGCCGUCGACCAGCAGGCCAAGGUCUACGAUUGCAAGACCUGCGAGGUUCCUCUGGCCCUGGAGCGUAGCCGUAUCGCAAGACACAACAAGUACCAAGGACGCGAUGGCCCAGCCUUCCUAUUCAGAGAGACAAGCAACAUCCACGCCAGCCCCCCGUUCGAGAUGGAGAUGACGACUGGCCGGCACACGGUCCGCAACAUCUCGUGCGCAAAGUGCGACGCCCUGGUCGGCUGGAUGUACGUCAACGCUCCCCGCGCCUCGGAGCAGUACAAGGUGGGCAACUACAUGCUCGAGAAGGAGUUGCUGUGCGAAGGGGUCGAGGGCCAGCACGAGGCGGAUUCGCCUCUAUAG